CCAAACUACGUUGUUUGUGUCAUUAAAUUCAAAGAUUUUGAAUAAGCAAGAGCAACUUGAAGAGUUAAAGAAUCAAACCAAAUAAUUAAAAAUGGAUGAUUUCUCAGAUUGGAGUGCGACUUCCCUUCCUAAAGAGGAGAAACCAGUCAAACAAUUCACAGGCUUUUCGUUCUGUAAACGUCGUUUAGCUCAUUUUUAUGAUAGAUUGUCAGUUGAUCAACAAAAUCCACAAUAUCUUUAUGCUAAUAAUCAGGAACUUUCAAUUGAAGAUCAACUUAUUGAUGCACAAAAUCAAUAUUUGUCAAAUCAAUCAGAAAAGUCGCAUCAUAAGCAUUGGCAUCACAAAUACUGGUCAAAAAAAUGCAAUAAAGGAAAGAAUGAAGCUGUCAAAGAACCUGCUAAAGAAAGCAAUUGAAAUUUCAUAGAUUGGAUAUGAAAUUGCAUAAGAUUUUAAAAACAAAAUAGAUUUUAAGUUUUUGCAAGCUACGCAAUAUGUUAAGUACCUGUAAGAUGAUGUAAAUUAAGCAUUAAUAUAAUAAUAUUAUUCAAAGGAAAUAAAUGGACACA
Molecule: messenger RNA, 567 nt
Organism: Chironomus riparius
Lineage: Eukaryota; Metazoa; Arthropoda; Insecta; Diptera; Chironomidae
Source: the annotation of a GenBank genome assembly